AUGUCUCCAACCACCGGGACAAUCCUCUCCCUCUCCAUCUCCUCAGAACACACGUUCUCCAAAACCCCUGUGGAAUCAAUCACCCUCCUCCACGGCCUCGGCAUCGAGGGCGACUGCCACGCCGGCCAAACAGUCCAGCACCGCUCCCGCCUCCACAUAACCCCGCCCCCACCGAAUCUCCGCCAAGUGCAUCUGAUCCCAAUCGAAAUCCUGCAAACGAUUUCAGAGACGUUAUCGGAAAGUGAAAAGGCACAACUCCUCGCCCCGGGCGCGCUGGGCCAGAAUAUCACGACGCAGGGAAUUGAUCUGCUAUCGCUAUCUGCGGGGACGGAGUUGCGUUUCGUCGACCCGUCGAACCCAGGUGCAACAGCGAGCGCGGUUCUUGUUUUGACGGGCCUCCGUAACCCCUGUCCGCAGAUUAGUAAAUUCCAGCCCGGGCUCCAGGAGCGGUUCAUUGUCCGGGACGCGGAGCGGAAGAUCGUGCGGCGCCUCGCGGGGGUCAUGGCGACGGUGAGCGUGGGUGGGGAGGUAAAGGUGGGGAUGGGGAUUCGGGUUCUUGCCCCGGAGGACCAUGUGGCUCUUGGCCCCGUGUAG
Aspergillus calidoustus is the source of this 594-nucleotide messenger RNA. NCBI's taxonomy places the organism in Eukaryota, Fungi, Ascomycota, Eurotiomycetes, Eurotiales, Aspergillaceae. The record is from the annotation of a GenBank genome assembly.